GUUACAAGAAUCUAUUCAAUUACAAGUAGAGUUUCAUUGUCUAAAAGAGUUCAGUAGUGCUAAAGAAUUAGUACUACAGAUUGAAAAUUUUAAGAGAAAAAGAGAUAAUAGAGAAGAACUAUGA
This is a messenger RNA of Scutellospora calospora, 124 nucleotides long. The record is from the annotation of a GenBank genome assembly. Lineage: Eukaryota; Fungi; Glomeromycota; Glomeromycetes; Diversisporales; Gigasporaceae.